This is a messenger RNA of Triticum dicoccoides, 1663 nucleotides long. Its product is annotated as probable periplasmic serine endoprotease DegP-like. The transcript has 11 exons. Gene Ontology annotation, molecular function: protein binding. NCBI's taxonomy places the organism in Eukaryota, Viridiplantae, Streptophyta, Magnoliopsida, Poales, Poaceae. The coding region runs from base 361 to 1578 and encodes 405 amino acids. The record is from RefSeq and is a predicted model, not a curated record.
UAAUUUCUGCAUCACAGAAGUCGCUCGCUCUCUCUUGGCCCAUCCAUCCACAUCCAUCCAUGGCGGCGAUAGGCGGCCACCCUUACUCUCCAAGUGACCUGGAGCUCCCCGGUUUCGUGCCGCAGCAGCUUUCACCCCUCCAACUCGUGGUGCCCCUCAUAGGCACCUCCCUCUUGCUCAUCGCAGUGGUCUGGCUUGUCUCCGGCCAUGUCCUCAAUACUGGAAGAUCCGGCAGAUUAUCCAAGGCCGACCAUUUGCUCAUGUGCUGGUGGGCAAUCACUGGGUUGACCCACCUAAUCAUUUAAGCAUCCUUGCUCUUCACCCCCAAUUACCUUACCAAGGAAAAUCCAAGUUUUUUUGAUGAAAUAUGGAAAGAGUACAGCAAAGCUGACUCCAGAUAUGCCACCGGGAACACCACAACCAUCGCGGUUGAAGUCAUUGCGGUUUUUCUACAAGGCCCUUUAUCACUUCUUGCUGUCUCCCCGCCCUGUGAAAAUUGCCACGCUCGACUACUACAAACCUGCCACCAGGUUUCACACCGUCGAGCUUUUCCCCGUCCGUCGAUCCGGAAGCAAGGCCGUGCUCCUCGCUGCGAAAUUUCUUCUAGGGAUUUCAUCCUUUCUCGAUGGUGAACCGCUCAGACGGUGCUCUGGCUUCUGGGUCGAUUGGGAUGAGGAGAAGAAAACUGGCCUUGUUUUGACAACUGCGCGGCUGAUUCGCACAAAGGAUGCUCCUUACAGUGUCUGGUCAGGCGGUGAAGAGUAUGCUACAGAUGCUGAUGUCACUGUUCAUUUGCUAAAUGGCACCAGUGCAAAGGGCCAGCUGGUCUAUCUCCAGCCCCACUACGAGCUCGCUUUCCUGAGCGUUCAGGUGGAUCAACCAAUCAACUUGCCAUCUUUGAAUGAAAAAGAUGUAGAAUUUGCUCAAGAGGUUUUUCGGCUCGGAAGAGACAAUUCCUUAAAUCUAAGGAUAACAUAUGCCAGGGCAGAAUAUUUGAAUCCAACCAUGUUUGAGCGGCACCACAAUGUAUACUUCCGUUCUCCAGAUGGCCAUGGUGAUGAUAAUGAGUUUGACUAUGGGGGGCCAGUUAUUGACCUGUGUGGAGAAGUUGUCGGAAUGGUCAACGACCCUAAGAGAUUUGGGUCUUUUAUACCUUCUUCCAUUUUGCUCAAUUGUUUGGAUUCAUCGAAGAAAUAUCAGCACAUCGCCAGGCCUCAUCUUGGAUUGAUGUUUAAGGACAUCAAACUUCUAGAACCUGCUCAUGUUGACAUGUUAUGGCGUAAGUUUAACAUUGAUGAUGGUCUUAUUGUUGAAGAGGUGUCGGGAGGAUCUCCUGUUGAGAAAUUUGGAAUCCAAAAAGGUGAUAUUAUUGAAUCUUUCAGUGGAAAGCCUGUUUCUUCCACAAUUGAGCUGGAAAAUACACUGAUGAGCAUAUACAAGGGAACCUUAGAUGCUGAAGUUCUUAUUUCUGUUGGGGUGUUUCACACACUCAAAGAACAACGGAGCACUGUAGACUUGACUGCAAAAUUAUCAGAACUUGGAGAGGUUAUUACAAGAUGUACACAUCUCCUCUUUUAACUUGCCCCAUCUACAGAUUAUUAUUUCAAAUCCAGACAUAAUGCUAUCGCUAAGUAUGCAAGCUCAUGUGCAUUGUGCAAUACAC